AUGGCGAAAAAAAGAAUGAUCGAACUGCUUGAUUUACUUUUAAAGGACUUAAUGGAUUCAACGAUACUAUUUGGUGGAAAGGUUGUAGUUUUUGGAGGUGAUGUCAGACAAACACUUCUAGUAGUUCGAAACGGGGAAAAAGAAGAUUUCAUUAAUGAAAGUUUACUAUAUUCUCAUAUCUGGGAAGAACUUGAAAGGUUGCGGUUAUUUGAAAAUAUGAGAGCAAAAGAUGAUCCUUCAUUUUGUAAUUAUUUAUUGAGAGUAGGAAAUGGAAAAGAAAAAGUGACCUCAACAAAUAAGAUUGAAAUUCCAGCAUCCUUCAUCGUUCCUUAUACAACUGAAAAGGAAUCUUUGGAUAAACUCUUCACGAUAACUUAUCCAGAUUUGCAUACAUUUAUUUCUUCCUCGCCCUGCACAAGCUCUCGUGUUAUCCUAACAACUAAGAAUGAUUUCAUUGAUGAGAUUAACGACAUGCUUGUUGCUCGAUUUCCAGAGGAAGCAAAAACUUUUGUUGGCAUUGAUGAAACCAUUGAACCUACUAAUCAAUCAUAG
Nicotiana tabacum (common tobacco) is the source of this 552-nucleotide messenger RNA. RefSeq lists its product as uncharacterized. Gene Ontology annotation, biological process: DNA repair; telomere maintenance. NCBI's taxonomy places the organism in Eukaryota, Viridiplantae, Streptophyta, Magnoliopsida, Solanales, Solanaceae. The record is from RefSeq and is a predicted model, not a curated record. Gene Ontology annotation, molecular function: DNA helicase activity.